UGAGGUGGAGCUCAGGCCCGGCUCAGUGAGUUGUUAGCCAAAGAACCUGACGGUUGACUGACUGCGGAGUGUCUGUGGAGUGAACUCCAAACAGAUGACAUGAUGCAUGCUCGAUGGCUCCUCGUGGCUCUGGUGCUGCUGCUGAUCAGGCCACUGCCAGAGAUAGAUGCAGCCUCCAAGCGAGUGAAAUUGUGCCUGCAGCCAACGGUCAGUGGCCGAUGCUUUGGCUAUGUGGAGAGCUUUGCCUACAAUCCCCUGAAGCGGCACUGCGAGCCCUUCAUCUACGGCGGAUGUGGCGGCAAUGACAAUCGCUUCACCAGCAAGGCCGAGUGCGAAUUUAGCUGCCGUGAUGUGUAAAUGAAACAA
Messenger RNA from Drosophila guanche, 366 nucleotides. Its product is annotated as chymotrypsin inhibitor SCI-III. Gene Ontology annotation, molecular function: serine-type endopeptidase inhibitor activity. The record is from RefSeq and is a predicted model, not a curated record. Lineage: Eukaryota; Metazoa; Arthropoda; Insecta; Diptera; Drosophilidae. The transcript is spliced from 2 exons. Bases 100 to 357 code for a protein of 85 amino acids.